AUGGCUUUAGUCUUUAGAAUAGUACUGCAGUCUGUUGGACUUUUAUUUUCUUUGCUGGGAUGGGUUUUAUCCAUUAUUACAACUUACUUGCCACAUUGGAAGAACCUCAACCUGGACUUAAAUGAAAUGGAAAAUUGGACCAUGGGACUCUGGAAAACCUGCGUCAUCCAAGAGGAAGUGGGGAGGCAAUGCAAGGACUUUGAUUCCUUCCUAGCUUUGCCAGCUGAACUCAGAAUCUCCAGGAUUUUAAUGUUUCUGUCGAAUGGGCUGGGGUUCCUGGGCCUGUUGGUCUCAGGGUUUGGCCUGGACUGUUUGAGAAUUGGAAACAGACAGCAAGAUCUCAAGAAGCGACUGCUAAUCCUGGGAGGAGUUCUGCUCUGGACCUCGGGAGUCACAGCCCUUGUUCCAGUCUCCUGGGUCGCCUACCUGACAGUUGAGGAGUUCUGGGAUGAGACCAUCCCAGAGAUUGUUCCCAGGUGGGAGUUUGGGGAAGCCCUCUUUAUUGGUUGGUCUGCUGGCUUUUCUCUUCUGCUAGGAGGGUGUCUGCUUCACUGUGCAGUCUGUUCGACCCCAGCUCCUGAAGCUUCUAGUCACUAUGCAGUGGCAGAAAUGCAAGAUCACUGUCAACAACUGGAGAUGAAAAACACCAAUCCGAAAAUCUAA
Molecule: messenger RNA, 663 nt
Organism: Sciurus carolinensis (gray squirrel)
Lineage: Eukaryota; Metazoa; Chordata; Mammalia; Rodentia; Sciuridae
Gene: Cldn22
Product: claudin 22
Exons: 1
Coding region: 1-663 (220 amino acids)
Biological process (GO): cell adhesion; bicellular tight junction assembly
Cellular component (GO): plasma membrane; bicellular tight junction
Molecular function (GO): structural molecule activity
Source: RefSeq, a predicted model, not a curated record